GUAAAAGAAGGUGGCUCCAAUAUUUUUGGAAGCGGCCUUGUCUCGAGACGUAGGGGUUUAGUUGGCCUUUCGAUUGAGAUGCCAAGAUUGGAGCUUUUGUUGACCUCCAAUGGCAAUUGAUCGUUGUUGAUAUCAGUAAUCGAUCCCUGUCGAGCAAAAGAUCAACUACCAUCACUCGUUUGCAUGUGGAGCUGUCUUAUAUGUGGACGUCUAAGGGGCAGGAGUAGUUAUGUUUCUCUAUUGUCGCUGCAGCUUGCAAUUGUUGUUGUCGUAUACGUAUCUUGUGAACUGAUGGAUUGGUUACUAGAAAAAAAGGGCUGAUGUUUUUGCUUUUUCUUUUAAUUAGAAAGAGUAAAUAAGUGGCUGGAAUGAGUGAAGCAAGAACAUCGAUGGUGCCACAGGUGGUGUGCCAUCAGUCUCGGACCGUGGAAUGAAGUUGCAACCUUUAAUGGAGUUUCAUGCAUAAAUUAGUCUCCUGGAAGCUCCAUAUUUUGGGUUUCUUGACAAGUUGAACACUUUGGGAUAACUAAAUGGAGAUUACUAAGAUGUGUACAAUUCAUCUCGCUUGAAGUUUUGGAUCCACCAGAAGACAACCAUGUGCUUGUUUCAUGUACUGGGAUGACCCUUGCUGAAUAGGUGAUAGAUGACUGUCCCAAGUUAGGGCUUUGCUUUAGGCUGGAUGAUCUAGUACUAGAUAUGAGGGUAAUAACUUGAAAUUACUUGAGUAGAACAGUCAGAAGAACAGUUAACUGCUUGUUGCACAGAUUCUAAAAAAGAUGCUCUGAUACAUCAAAAUAAUAAUAAAAAAAGAUUCUUGUCUUUUGAAUUUCCAUUCAGGAAGCUGCCCAUCUAUUUGGCAAACGUAUAAUGGCUAUUACUUCAUCAACUAAUACCAUUGGUUUGCUUAAUUUACAAAAGAAUGGCAAACAUUCGAACAUGGACCUGCCUUUGUUCCGCUCAAGUCAUUUGAAGGUUAGAAGAUUCAAAAGAAUAUUCAAAUGUGCAUCCCAGGUGAAUGAUAUCAGUGUUGAAGUUGUAAAGCCUGAAAUUGACUUUAAAGAUCCAGAUUGGAAAAAGCACUUCCAAGAGGAUUUUGAUAAUCGGUUCAGGUUGCCACAUCUUACGGAUAUUCUUGAUGUGAAGCCAAGACCAACAACGUUUUCUCUUAAGAGCAGAGGUCCUCUAGAUGAUGGUAAUGGUGCACCAAUGGAUACAUGGUACGGCUAUGUGAAUGAUGACGAUAGAGCACUUUUGAAGGUUAUAAAGUUUGCUUCACCAAAUUCUGCAGGAGCUGAGUGCAUUGAUCCAGAUUGUAGCUGGGUGGAGCAAUGGGUUCACCGUGCUGGUCCUCGUAAACAAAUAUACUAUGAACCUAAAGAAGUAAAAGCUGCAAUUGUCACUUGUGGAGGGCUUUGUCCUGGUCUUAAUGAUGUCAUUAGACAGAUAGUUUUCACACUUGAAAAGUAUGGUGUUAAAAACAUUGUUGGCAUCCAAUUUGGAUACCGUGGAUUUUGUGAUGAGAAUUUACGAGAAGUGCCGCUUUCACAUCAAGUGGUUCAAAACAUUAACCUUGCUGGUGGAAGUCUAUUGGGAGUAUCUCGUGGAGGGCCUAGUAUAAGUGAUAUUGUGGACAGUAUUCAGGCUAAGGCCAUAGACAUGCUCUUUGUACUGGGUGGAAACGGUACACAUGCAGGGGCAAAUGCCAUACAUGAUGAGUGUCGCAAGAGAAAAAUGAAAGUGUCAGUUGUCGGUGUCCCCAAAACCAUUGAUAAUGAUAUACAACUAAUGGACAAAACAUUUGGUUUUGAUACUGCGGUAGAAGAAGCUCAACGAGCAAUUAAUUCUGCAUAUAUUGAGGCUCAGAGUGCAUACCAUGGCAUUGGACUGGUUAAAUUGAUGGGAAGAAGCAGUGGGUUCAUAGCCAUGCAUGCAUCACUUUCUAGUGGUCAGAUAGAUAUCUGUUUAAUCCCAGAGGUUCCCUUCAAGCUAGAGGGGCCAAAUGGCUUAUUGCAACACCUUGAGCAUCUGAUAAAAACAAAAGGAAAAGCUGUGGUUUGUGUUGCUGAAGGAGCAGGACAGGAACUGCUACAGAAGUCAGCUGCAUUAGAUGCAUCAGGAAAUGUGGUACUUGGAGAUAUUGGAGUUCACAUUCAGCAACAGAUAAAAAGACAUUUCAAGAAUAUAGGUGUCCCCGCAGAUGUGAAGUACAUAGACCCAACAUAUAUGGUUCGAGCAUGCCGUGCUAAUGCAUCUGAUGCUAUCCUAUGCACUGUGCUUGGCCAGAAUGCUGUACAUGGUGCAUUUGCUGGAUUCAGUGGCAUCACAACAGGCAUAUGCAAUAUCCAUUAUGUCUACCUUCCCAUUCCAGAAGUAAUUAGAUCUCCGAGGCGUGUCGACCCCAACAGUAGAAUGUGGCACCGAUGUCUGACAUCAACAGGCCAGCCUGAUUUCCGCUGAUAUUAAUUAGGGAGCAGCAGCUUAUUCAGAUUGCUUCUUGCUUCCUCCAAAGUGUGCAUGUUUGGGGUAUAGAAGGCUUUAAAUAAGGAUCAUUUUCCAAUUUUCUUUUACACAAUGAUCAUGUAAAUUAUCAGUUUUGUGAUUAAUAAAGUUGAAAGGAGGAUGACAGACAUCAUUUGAGGAUGCCCACAUCAGAUGUAAUAAACUGCGAUGUAAUUGUAGAAAAAUACAACCAAAUAAUGGUUCUUGCAUA
This is a messenger RNA of Musa acuminata subsp. malaccensis (wild Malaysian banana), 2710 nucleotides long. NCBI's taxonomy places the organism in Eukaryota, Viridiplantae, Streptophyta, Magnoliopsida, Zingiberales, Musaceae. The record is from RefSeq and is a predicted model, not a curated record.